AUGGCUUUGCACGGUGUAUUGCCAAAGUUUGAACAAAACGAAGACUGGGGAUUAUAUUCAGAACAGUUGCAACAAUAUUUUGUCGCUAAUGACGUGAGUUUGGCAGAGAAGAAAGUGGCUAUUUUAUUAACGGUCAUUAGUACGGCAGUUUAUAAGACAUUGAGAGAUUUAUGUCAUCCUACGAGCCCGCAGGAAAAGACGUUUGAGGUUCUUAACGCAUUAUUAAAGGACCAUUUCCAGCAUCGACAGGCUGUUUUUCGAGAGCGAAUUAAAUUUUAUAGAGCUACUCAAGCGAGUGGAGAAAAAAUCGCUGACUGGUAUGCUCGUGUCAAAAGUUUAUCAGUUUCCUGCAAAUUUGGAAAUAGCUUACAAGAAAUUUUGAAGGACAAAUUCGUCACCGGUCUCUCAGAUUCCAAAAUUUUAAGCCGAGUAUGUGAGGAGGAUGAGUCCAAGAGUUUGAAGGAUUUAUUUGAUAUUGCCAUUAGAAGGGAAGCAGUCAUUAUUGGCGAGACUCAGGAGGUCAAUCGGUUAAAACUUCACGCAAAGAAGCCAGAGUUGAGUCAUCGAAAGGAGUCCACCGACGCUUCUACGUCGUCGAAGACUAUGCAAAGAAAGUUUUCAAAGGACAGUAAGAAAUGUUACGCAUGCGGGGGCACUGCCCAUGAUUUUAAGACUUGUAAGUAUAAGCAAUACAAAUGUAAAAAUUGUAAGAAGGUAGGGCACUUAGCCAAAGUUUGUACCAAAGAGCAUUCGCAAAAUUUUGUAGUGGAUAUAAGUAGUACAAAUUAUGAAUAUUACGAUAAUGGCUAUCAGGGAGUUAGUCCAGCGUCAGCGCGUAAUAGCGAUCUAGACUUAUUUGAGUUAAGAGAUAGUAACUCGGGUCCUAUGACUAUUAGUUUGAAAGUUGAAGGUCAACGGGUCAUAUGGGAACUAGACAGCGGCGCGUCUAGAACGGUUAUUCCGUUUUGGCUUUAUAACAAGAAUUUUAAGUACAAGAAGUUGUAUAAAACCGAAAUUGUACUGAAAAGUUAUUCCGGGGAAAGUAUGGUACCAGUAGGUAAAUUCCAAGUUUCGGUGCAAUACGGCAGCGUAAAAAAAAUACUUGACAUAUUAGUUAUUAAUACGAACGGUCCAGCUUUAGUAGGUAGGGAUUGGAUAGCUAGCCUCGAUCUAAUUAAAAUACGACGUGAACCUGUAUUUAAAGUAGAUAAAGAACUGGAAGUGUGUGAGGAAUUUCCAGAAGUAUUCGAGCCAGGGUUAGGAUGUUACAGAUAUGGCAAGAUAAAGAUAGAGUUAAAACAGGAAGCGAAACCAAUCUUCUGUAAACCUAGGACGUUACCCUUGAUCUUUAAAGAGAAAGUAGAAGAAGAACUACUUCGAUUAGAAAAAGAGGGAAUUAUAGCACCCGUAACAGAUUCGGAAUGGGGUACGCCUCUUGUACCUGUAUUAAAGAAAAACGGGCAAAUCAGAAUCUGUGCAGACUAUAAGUCGACGGUAAAUACGUUCUUGAAAGAUGUAAAAUAUCCGUUACCGCGGAUUGAAGAACUUUUUGCAGCACUUAGAGGCGGAAAAGAAUUCACUAAACUUGAUCUUUCCCAAGCUUACAACCAGUUGGUUUUAGAUGAGCAAUCUAAGUUAAUUUUAGCAUGGAGCACCCAUAAGGGUAUAUUCAAAGUUAAUAGAAUGCCCUUCGGAAUUAAGCCUGCUGCUUCCAUUUUUCAACAAAAAGUGGAAAAGACAUUACAAGGUUGCAAGGGAGCUAUGAAUUUUAUAGAUGAUAUAAUUGUAACAGGCAGCACUAGGGAAGAACAUAUCGAAAAUUUAAGAGAGGUGCUCGGUCGGUUGUUGAGAGCAGGACUCAAAGUUAAUAAAGAGAAGUGCGAAUUUUUUAGUUCCGAAGUUAAGUAUUUAGGGCAUAUAAUCAACGCUGAAGGUUUAAAGAAAGAUCCCGGUAAAGUACAAGCUAUAUUAGAAGCACCUGUGCCUACUAACAAGAAGCAAGUUAGAGCGUUCGCAGGAUUAGCAAAUUAUUAUAUUCGUUUUGCUCCUAAUUUAUCUUCUAUUUUGCGUCCUAUUUAUGAUUUGUUAAAGGACGACAAUGAAUUUAGAUGGACUACAAGAUGUAACGAAGCAUUUAAUUUAGCAAAGAAAGUUUUAGCGUCGGAGCAGGUAUUGACGCAUUUUUCACCUAAAAUACCAAUUAAAUUGUCGUGUGAUGCUUCUGAAAACGGCAUAGGAGCAGUUUUAUCGCAUAUUUUUCCGGAUGGUAGCGAACGUCCGAUAGCUUUCGCAUCGAGAGUACUUGCAGAUUGUGAAAAGAAUUACUCUACGACCGAUAGAGAAGCGUUAGCAAUUUUCUUCGGAAUGAAGAAAUUUGAAAGUUAUUUAAUGGGAUUACAUUUCACGUUAGAAACAGAUCAUAAGCCUUUACUAUCCAUUUUUGGAGAAAAGAAAGGUUUGCCAGUAUUUGCGGCUGGUAGAUUGCAGCGUUGGGCGGUUUAUUUGUCAAAUUUCGAUUACGCCGUCAAAUAUGUUAAAGGUGAAGAGAACGGAAGGCCCGAUUGUUUAUCUAGAUUACCAGUGGGGGAAAAGUAUAACUUUAGCGAUUCUGGUAAUUACUUAAAGUUUAUUUAUGAGCAAGCAGCUUUGGCUGUGGAUGCAGGCAGAAUAAAAAUUGAAACUAGGCGUGACCCAAUUUUAAGUAGAGUUUUCGAUCGUAUUAGCAAAGGAUGGGGAAAUAAACUGACAGCUAAAGACGAACAUUUGAAACCGUAUCAUUUGAGAAAAGACGAACUAACAUCAGAAGAUGGAGUCGUGAUGUGGGGUUAUCGCGUAAUAGUACCCACCAAAUUAAGAGUGCGCAUUUUAGAAGAACUUCACAGUACCCAUUUAGGUAUUGUUAAGAUGAAAAGUUUAGCCAGAUCAGUUUGUUGGUGGCCAGGUUUGGAUGGCGACAUAGAAAAAUUUGUUAAAGGUUGCAGAGCAUGCAAUUUAGCGGCGCCUGAUCCCAAAAAGUCGAUGUUAAGCCUGUGGCCACAAGCGAGAGAAAACUUCGAGAGAGUGCACAUUGAUCUCUUUGGUCCUAUUCGAGGACAAAAUUUUCUUAUUCUCAUUGAUGCAUUUAGUAAGUGGAUAGAAGUAUUUAUGUUGACUUCUAUUGAUAGUAAGCACGUUUUAGAUAAGUUAAGAGAAGUUUUCGCUCGUUUCGGUAUUCCGAAAGUUAUUGUAAGCGAUAAUGGUAGACAAUUUGUAUCGUUUGAUUUCGAAAAUUUUUGUAAGCGUAAUGGUAUUGUACAUAAGACAUCAGCACCGUAUCAUCCCGAGACUAAUGGUGCAGCUGAAAAUGCCGUUGGUAUUGUUAAGCGAGGAUUAACUAAAAUGUUAAACGAUGCGAGGAAUGAUAAGGAUGUCAAUACGCUAUUAAGUAGAUAUUUAUUAAGCUAUAGGAAUGCAAUACAUUCCAGUACUGGCGAAUCACCAGCAACAUUGAUGUUGAGUAGACGUGUGCGUACUAGAUUAGACAUGUUAAGACCCAAUGAUCAGACCGGUAGAGCUAGGGAUAACAUUGCCAAGUACCAUAGAGGUAAAGAAACGCGUCAUUUUAGUGUAGGAGAUAAAGUUUAUGCGCGCGAUUACCGGCGAGUUAACAAGAAAGACUGGGUAGAGGCUGUAAUCGUAGGCAUUGAAGGCAACAAAGUCUAUUUAUGUAAAGUUGAUGCUAGGAUGGUUUGGAGAAGGCACCUUGAUCAGAUCAAGCCACGCCAGGCGGAGCGCACGGACAAAUCUAAAGUAUUUUUGCCAAGAGAAUCAGCUGUAGAUAGUCCAUUGGCUUCAGUAGCGGUGAACAGUCGUGAGGUUAUGGACAACAGCGAAAGGAGCGUUCACGAGGAGGUGGAGAAGGGAUCGAAUAAUGAGGAAAAGUCUUCACCAUCGCAUGAUAAGAUAUCGAAGGAGGGAGGAGAGAAAAGUAUUCCGCAACCAGAAGUAGUUUCCAAAGAAGCAACCACGGAUAUUAUUUUGCCGGAUUCACCUGUUUCGGGUAGCUGUAAAAGGGGACGACCCAAAGGAAAUACUAAAGACAAGGAAGAACCUAACGCUGAAAAAAGAGUUAGACCACGUAGGAAUACCAAACCUCCAGAACGAUAUGGUUUCCCACUUAGUGCGGAGGGGUGUGAGAUAUCGGCGCCAUCUAGGCCCAAUGAGUUUGUGGCAGAAUCUUCGAGAAAGAGUUAG
This is a messenger RNA of Ceratina calcarata, 4233 nucleotides long. RefSeq lists its product as uncharacterized. The record is from RefSeq and is a predicted model, not a curated record. Gene Ontology annotation, biological process: DNA integration. The transcript has a single exon. Gene Ontology annotation, molecular function: zinc ion binding; nucleic acid binding. NCBI's taxonomy places the organism in Eukaryota, Metazoa, Arthropoda, Insecta, Hymenoptera, Apidae. The coding region runs from base 1 to 4233 and encodes 1410 amino acids.